Messenger RNA from Cutaneotrichosporon oleaginosum, 1172 nucleotides. RefSeq lists its product as uncharacterized. Lineage: Eukaryota; Fungi; Basidiomycota; Tremellomycetes; Trichosporonales; Trichosporonaceae. The record is from RefSeq and is a predicted model, not a curated record.
AUGUUCUGCUUCAGCUGCGUCUGGAAGAAGACGGCGCUCACCGAGUACUCUAACGAGGGUAAGGCGCGGCAACGUCGUGGGCUGACCGAUUUUUCAGCCUCCCGUGAAAGCGUCGACGCCGCGCUGGCCGAAGCCCCACGCCCUGGACCAGAGCGUCUCGAAGACGAGACGGUGAAAGGAUACCUUGUCACAGCGCCGCAUUCCACGAGUGCGGUGCCGAGCCAGUGCCGGAGGGACGAGUAUACGAGCGGCGCCAAAAGUCUCUCUGUCUCGGGAAGCGAGCCCUGCUCGAUAGACGGCGCAGAAGAAAAACGUCAGCUCUCUGAGUUAGACGACACGACGGGAGAUCCAGUGCCUCGGAACGGCAACAAGGACAGUGCAAGGCCCAACGCGUGCCGAGUCGGAUUCUGGCGAGGCUCGGAUCACGCAUCUGGAUGCGAUCCUGGUGAGACGACUGUCCCUGCGCAGGACGCCGACGUCAAGCCGACGAUCGAGGAGCUUGCCGCCGUCGAUCGCGAGGCGGGGCAUAGUAGCCCGCACCAGGGUCGCGGGAAGAGCAAGGACAACGGGAGCGGGGCGAGCGGCAAAGCCGAAAAGGAUAGCGAGCCUGAGGCGGCUGAGAUAAAAGGCGACGAGACGAGCGACCGCCAAGACCCCAAGCCGGCCCCUCAUGCCCCCAUUUGGGCUAAAGUCGUAGUGCCCGACAGCGGUCCCAAACCUGCCAAGAACGCUGCUGAGAGACUGGAGCCGAAGAGUUCUGUCCCUGUGACUGAAACGCUGUCUAUCGCCAUAUCAAAGUCGGACGUGAAUCUGUCCGUCGAUGGAGGGAACGUGAUGGAUGGCCUCUACGUUUCCGGAGGCACCUCGCACGCGAGUAGUGCCACCCCGUCAGUUGAGGUUAUCGAUCCACUUCCGCGCAAGAAUUGCGUGUCCGUUGUCGACCUCACGGGUGAUGAGGAGGAUGAGAUCUCGAGUGUAGAGGGCAGCAGCGACGACAGUGAUGGCAACAAUCAGAGCGAUGGCAGCCUCACGAGCAGCAACGACCUCGCCGAUGCAAAGACACCGCUUCGGCUUGAUGCUCCGCUGGCGGUGGUCAAGACCGAGCUCAGUGCGUGAGAGAUGAAGACGAAUUAGAGCCGUCAGCAGUGUCGUUAUAGACUAGUAUAUGUGUA